AUGGUCCAUCUUCACCUCGCAUACACCUCCAAGAUCAACCCAACAGGCGCCACACCGGUCCUCAAUGAAUCCCAGGUCUGGGCGGGGUUGCAAAGAAAGAUACGCUUCGCGCAGGAAUUUGUGCCCGUGAUUGAGUCUUGCAACGUGUUGGAGGAGAAAGAUGGCAUUGUGACGCGCGAGGUUAAAUUCAAGCCUGGUGCUGGUCCUAAGAAUCAGGCGAAGGAGGUCGUGAGGAGCUAUUGGCCAAGUUGGGUCGAUUUUGAGCAAGAAGAUGGCUCGCAUGUCCGUAACCUUAUCUCGAAUGGCUCGUCUGGCGGCCUAGACGACCUGCAUAUGACGUAUGCUUUUGAGUUUAUAUUCCCGCAUAUUCAGGAGGGUUCGCCGGAGGCAGAGAAGGAGCUGCAGAAGGUCAAGAGCCUGUCCAAGCAAGCGGUUGAGAGUAGUAUUGAUGCAAUCAGGCAGAUGGUGAUUGAUGGAAGGAUCAAACAGUAA
Messenger RNA from Cucurbitaria berberidis CBS 394.84, 492 nucleotides. RefSeq names its product DUF1857-domain-containing protein. The transcript is spliced from 3 exons. The record is from RefSeq and is a predicted model, not a curated record. The coding region runs from base 1 to 492 and encodes 163 amino acids. Lineage: Eukaryota; Fungi; Ascomycota; Dothideomycetes; Pleosporales; Cucurbitariaceae.